AUGAAGGCAUCCAUUCUAUGCGCUACGCUCCUUACAUCGGCAGUACUUGCCUUCCCCGCCAACCUCCUCAACAACCUCCCUGCUGAUCUCAGCGAUGAGGGGCUCGCAGAGAUCACAGAGCUGGCGGCGAAAAUCACCAGAGCGGUCGAGGAUAUGCCGGCAAACUUGGCCAAGCGACAACUUGGUGCUAGCAUCCUACCACCGAGUUUCGAUGCGGAUGCCCAACGCAUCAGCACCACGGUUUUCGGUAUGGGUCUCGAGCUCUCUGCUUUUCUGUCGGUCCUUGCCACCGUUAUGGGCGGCGACAUUGUCUCGUCUUCCAUCGGUGGCCCACCCAGCGGAGGCCUGCUUGGUGGACUCACUACAGGGCUUGGUCUCGUCGGAAAGCCGCAGGGUAUGAGCGGAACACACAACCGUUUCGAAGCCGACUGCUCUCCUACACGAGAGGAUCUGUACAAGAACGGCAACCCAGUAUCGCUGAACCUCCCUCAGUUCGAGGAACUCAUGGCCAUGCCUAUCGGUCCCAACGGCUACGACCUCACUGUCAUGCAUCCUUUCCGUGGCUCUAGAUACAACAACUCCGUCGCCACCAACGGACACUACUGGGCUGGGCCUCUGACCCACUACGCUAUCAACACUGCGACCUACCUGUUCACCUUUCACUUCUUCUCGAAUCACUCUGCAGAGUAUCCAUCAGGUUAUCUCGACGGAGAAACCCUCAAGUCUUUUGAAGGCGUCACAGGACAGAAAGGCAGCUUCAAGUGGGCUCGUGGUCAGGAGAGGAUUCCCGAGAACUGGUACCGCCGCGCUAUCGGUGAUGACUACGGAAUCGCAGCCUUCACCCUCGAUGCUGUAGGCGCACUGCAAGCCCUUCCCUACAUGGCCGUCGUCGGUGGCAACACUGGCGAGCCCAACACCUUCACCGGUGUCAACAUCGCCGACCUUACCGGCGGUGUCUUCAACGCCGAGACCCUGCUCGAAGACAACAACCUCAUGUGCUUCGCAUUCCAGGCUGUCAACUCCGCCAGCCCGGAUAUCUUGAAGGGUCUCCUCGGCAAUGUUCUGCUUGCUGUGCAGAAGUUGACCGAUGCCCUGAAUCCUAUCCUUGCGAAGCUUGGCUGCCCUGACCUUGCCAAGUACGACAAGUCUUUGCUUGCCAAGUUCCCGGGUGCUGGUGCUGGAAUUUAG
Alternaria metachromatica is the source of this 1188-nucleotide messenger RNA. RefSeq lists its product as uncharacterized. The transcript has 3 exons. Gene Ontology annotation, molecular function: peroxidase activity. NCBI's taxonomy places the organism in Eukaryota, Fungi, Ascomycota, Dothideomycetes, Pleosporales, Pleosporaceae. The coding region runs from base 1 to 1188 and encodes 395 amino acids. The record is from RefSeq and is a predicted model, not a curated record.